Molecule: messenger RNA, 1397 nt
Organism: Triticum aestivum (bread wheat)
Lineage: Eukaryota; Viridiplantae; Streptophyta; Magnoliopsida; Poales; Poaceae
Product: tryptophan synthase alpha chain
Exons: 7
Coding region: 104-1096 (330 amino acids)
Biological process (GO): L-tryptophan biosynthetic process
Cellular component (GO): cytosol; chloroplast
Molecular function (GO): tryptophan synthase activity
Source: RefSeq, a predicted model, not a curated record
GACCCAGCUCCCCACUCCAAGUGCUAGAUACAGUGAAGAGUGAACAACUUUUUGAAGAGUGAACAACUAUAGUCAAGUGCGUAGCAUCCAUCCGUUGGGCGACAUGGCUUUCGCGCUCAAGGCGUCCCCCUCCAUGUCCUCCACGGCUACGUCGCUGAGCCACCCGAUGCGCCAACGGCAUGCGGCAGCCGUGCCGGUGGCCACGCGGCGGGGCAGGCUUGUGGUCCGGGCGGUCGCGGCGGUGACCGCGCCCGCGCCUGCUGCGAGGCGCGCGUCGCAGUCCGCGGCCGGCGAGCGCGGCCUUUCGGUGGCGGAGGCCAUGUCUCGGGUCAAGGCGAAUGGCAAGACGGCGUUUAUCCCGUACAUCACCGCCGCCGACCCCGACCUGGCAACCACGGCGGAGGCGCUCAGGCUCCUCGACUCGCUCGGCCCCGACGUCAUCGAGCUCGGCAUGCCCUUCUCAGACCCCUCCUUCGACGGGCCGGUGAUCCAGGCCUCCGCGGCGCGGGCGUUGGCCGCCGGCGCGACCACGGACGCCGUGAUGUCGAUGCUCAAGGAGGUGACGCCGGAGCUGUCCUGCCCCGUGGUCAUCUUCUCUUAUUUCAACCCCAUUGUGCGCCGUGGGACGGGGAACUUUGCUGCCGCUGCCAAAGAAGCCGGUGUCAAAGGUCUUAUCAUACCUGACCUUCCAUACGACGAGAUACACGGUUUUAGGAAAGAAACCGCCGAGAACAAACUAGAACUGAUUCUCCUUACAACACCAGCUACACCAUUAGAGAGGAUGAAAGAAAUCACAAAAGCUUCAGAAGGGUUUGUUUACCUUGUAAGUGUCGUUGGAGUUACAGGAGCCCGGGCAACGGUAAACCCACGUGUCAAGGAUCUUCUUCAGGAGAUUAGACAGGUCACUGACAAGGCAGUGGCGGUCGGCUUUGGCAUAUCAACCCUGGAACAUGUUAGCCAGAUUGCUGGUUGGAGUGCAGAUGGAGUGAUCAUUGGCAGUGCAAUGGUGAAACAGUUGGGUGAAGCAAAUUCUCCAAAAGAAGGAUUAAAUAGGCUAGAAGUAUAUGCCAGAAGUUUGAAGAAUGCACUCCCAUGAUAUGCAAUUAACAUAGUUAAUUAUUUAGCGUGGCGAGCCAUGAUGGUGGUCAAUGUUUCAAUGGGCACACAGAAGCAUAGAAGCUAUUUGCAAUUUUUGUGUCACAAAAAGACAACGGUGUUUACUUUGUAGUUAGUAUUUGCAUUUGCUUUUGUUACUUCAUUGUGCUACCUCGGGAGUGUUAAUAUCGAGUGAGUCGCACAAACUCUCGAUUAAAGUGGAACUUGUAACAAUUUACCCCAAUUUUUUGAUGCAUGUCUGGUAGGUAUUGCUCACAGGUCACGCGUCAUUCUGUAAUAUA